Messenger RNA from Gossypium raimondii (Peruvian cotton), 650 nucleotides. Its product is annotated as non-specific lipid transfer protein GPI-anchored 7. The record is from RefSeq and is a predicted model, not a curated record. The coding region runs from base 86 to 472 and encodes 128 amino acids. Lineage: Eukaryota; Viridiplantae; Streptophyta; Magnoliopsida; Malvales; Malvaceae. The transcript is spliced from 4 exons.
AUGGCAGUGCAGCCAGGAGAGGGCAGGGCAGAAGAAGAAAAACAUCUACACGCAGAUUGAAAUUAGAGUAAUUGAGAAAAACGCAAUGGCUCAAAAGAUGUUGAUGAUGGCGGUCCUUGUGAUAUUGGGGACGAAGAUAGCGACAUUUACGGCUGCGGAUCCGACUUGUUUGCAGAGCUUGAUGUCUUGUGCUCCUUACUUCAACAACGCCACUCUCCAACUGAAAGGCGAUUGCUGUAACCCUCUCAGACAAGCCGUCGCUACUGAACUUACUUGCCUUUGCAGCCUCAUUAAUAACUCUACUUUGCUUAGUUCUUUCAACAUCAACAUCCCCAUCCCUGCAGCUCUUAGGAUCACUCGUGGCUGCGGUGUCACUGAUAAGAUGAACGGCUGCAUCCCCGCUACUCUCACCCCUGCUCCUUCCCCAUCAGCUACUUCUCCCAAGGCUGCUCCACUCAUCACCAGGAGGUGAAAGUGGAGGUGUCAACAAGAUAACUUUGACCAGAAUCAUCACUUUGUUGUUUUUUUUAAAGCAUCUAUAGCUCUGUACUAUGGUGACAUGUUUCCUACAUAAGUUGAUGGGGUGAUUUCAUCUCAUAAUAAAUAAUAAAUAAUAAAUAAUAAAUAAUAAAGAGAGCAUUUCAAGUUUA